GCAGGAGGAGUGAGACUCCAGGUGGAACCGCGCUCCGCUCCGCUCGCACACUGCUUUCCAAUGAAAGUGUAGAGAGGGACCGCGCAGCAGGGGCUCACCUUUCCAACUCCUGCUGGAUUAUUUUACCUCCUCAGGUUUUCGGGGGGUUAUACAAGGACAUCUGGCCGACCUGUUGAACCAUCACACCAUACAUCAUGAGGAGAACAUCGCUCGCGGUCAUCUGUCUUGCGCUCCUCCUGUCCUGUGCAUGCUGGGCCAAGCCUAAUGGAUCAAAGAACAAGAAACCAAAGCAAGUUGUUCCAGAAAUUGAGUGUGACGUCAGAGCGGGAAAGAUCAAUCUCCCAGAGUUCAUAGCCAAAUGUCCCGCUCACUGUAAAGAGACCAAGCAGCAGGUCUAUGGGACUGGCGUGUUCGCCUCCAUCUCCAGCAUCUGCAACGCAGCCAUCCACAGCGGCGUCAUCACAAAUGCCGGGGGGAAAGUCAUCGUGAGGAAGAUGGCCGGACAGAAUAUCUACAAAGGGAGCAAUUCCCAUGGGGUGCGCUCGUUGUCCCUGCCCAAGUGGAGGGAGUCCUUCGUUGUCUCAGUGGGGAAGCCCAAGAAAGGAGUCAUCUACCCGUCGACUCUGGACUACGUUCCUUCAAGACCCACCUACGUGAAAACAAGUCAAAAGGAGGGCAGAGCACCUGCGGCCACGACGGCGCUGCCGACGACGACCGAAGCCACCACGACCACUCCCGAGCCGACCACCACCACCGCCGCCGCCACCACCACCACGCUGGCUCCCACCACCACACCCCCACCCCCGCCCCCCACCACCAAGGCCCGGGCCGCUGCGCACAAAGUCAGGGAUGCAGGCAGCGGUCACCCCUACCUUGCCCAUGUGGCAGCCGCAAGUUCAAGACAGUCACAGAGUGGUCAAGGAAAGAGCCCCGGUCAAGUAUUCAGAGGAGGUUCCUAUCCAAAUAGAUUCCCUCAGCGUGCCAGUGCAGGUCUGCGGCGACCGGAGGCGGGUUCAGCUAUAAGGAGACAGCCGUCCUCUCCUGUCGGACCAGCUUUUCCCAGAAGGGAUUGGCCACCCCACUCUUUUGCCCGUCCCGAUUGGUUCCCUGGAGCUCGCCGACCAGCAGAUAUUAGUUAUUCGGUUCCAGACUCCGGAUACACAUGGAGUGAGGUGGACACAUCUGAUGUCACAGCUCGGGAUCACAGGCCUGAUAUCUCAGAGUAUGAGCGCUGGCUUUAUAACUUUGGAGCAUACCCCCCUCGAUCCCCCGAGUCAGAUGGCAGCCAUAAAAUGCCGCUCGAUACAGGCCACACUAAAGUGGAGCCGGUGGACACCUGGAAGCCAGAAGCAAACCUCUAUGAAUCAGGCUUCAAUGUGAGAGAGCAGGAACCAGUACCCAGACCCGUUCCCAGACCACCGCCUGAACCCGUGACGCAGGGAGACCCAAACUGUAAGGUGGAUCUGGCCUUCUUGAUGGAUGGGAGCUGGAGCAUCGGGAAGCGGCGUUUUAAGAUCCAGAAGGACUUCCUCGCCGAGGUGGCGCAGGCCAUCAACGUGGGCGUGGCCGGCCCCAUGAUGGGCAUCAUUCAAUACGGCGACGAGCCCGUGACGGAGAUCAGCCUGAAGACGCACUCCAACUCCCGGGAGGUGAAGGCGGCCAUCGAUAAGAUCGUGCAGAAGGGCGGCCUCUCCCAUGUGGGAAAAGCCCUGUCCUACAUCAACAAGCAGUACUUCAGCGACGCCAAUGGGAACAGAGGGGGGGCCCCCAACGUGGCCGUGGUGCUGGUGGACGGGUGGCCCACGGACAAGGUGGAGGAGGCGUCCCGACUGGCACGGGAGUCCGGCAUCAACAUCUUCUUCGUCACCAUCGAGGGCCCAGACGACAGCGAGAAGCAGAACCUAGUCGAGGCCAACUUCGUGGACAAGGCCGUGUGCCGGACCAACGGCUUCUUCUCCCUCCCGGUGAACAGCUGGUUCGCCCUGAGGAAGGCCGUGCAGCCUCUGGUGAAGCGGCUGUGCGACACGGACCGCCUGGUCUGCAGCAAAACCUGCCUGAACGCCAACGACAUCGCCUUCGUCAUCGACGGCUCCAGCAGCGUGGGGACCGGCAACUUCCGCACGGUGCUGCAGUUCGUGGCCAACGUCACCCGGGAGUUCGAGAUCUCCGACACGGACACGCGGGUCGGCGCCGUGCAGUACACCUACGAGCAGAGGCUGGAGUUCGCCUUCGGCCAGUACGACAACAAGGCCGAGCUGCUCAACGCCAUCAAGCGCAUCAACUACUGGAGCGGCGGGACCAGCACCGGGGCCGCCAUCACGUACGCCGCCGAGCAGCUCUUCAGCAAGUCCAAACCCAACAAGCGCAAGAUCAUGAUUGUGAUCACGGACGGGCGCUCGUACGACGACGUCAGGGCGCCCGCACUGGCCGUCCACCGCCAAGGAGUGAUCGCCUACUCCAUCGGCAUCGCCUGGGCGGCACAGGACGAGCUGGAGUACAUCGCCACCGACCCCGACAAGGAGCACUCCUUCUUCGUGGACGAGUUUGACAACCUGUACAAAUUCGUGCCAAAGAUCAUCCACAACAUCUGCCAGGAGUUCAACUCCCAGCCCAGAAACUAAGGAUGGACGACAAACGGAGGGACGGACGGAGGGAGGGGGAGGGGCAAAUGGACGCUGGGAUGUCCUGACGGGACGCCGAUUGUAAAUUUACUCACUGUGUCGCCCAGAUGGCGGCGCUGGAUUGGCCGCAGCACCCCAGGUUUGAAGGGAGAAGGGGGGGGUAGGAUUCAGGCGAGGAAUUUGUGUGCGGACGGAGCAAAUAUUCAAGAAACAGUUCCUAAAUUACCGGCAGCGAGAACGGUGAAGAGUCUGAAUACACAGUGACGCUGUCCUUCACUGAGCUGCUUCACUUUUUAAAGCAUGAAGAGUAAAGUGCAGGGCUACACUCCAAAACUACGGAUAACAUUGAAUUACUCAUGAUUGUUAUGAAAAAAGACUAAUUUUAGCUUUGUAGUUGGGACAAAAAACUGUCAUACAAAAACCGAAAUAAAUUUAUAUUCUAUUUUUGGGUCAAGAUUUAAUUGAAUGUAAAAUUUCAAGCUGGUAUUGCUUGAGUCAAAGAGCCUGUUCUAAUGACUCGUCAACACCGUUAAAUCUUCUAAACACAAGUUGCAGUACCUCAUUAAAGCGUGUCUCGCCAGCGAGCGAUGCCAAAACCUUAACAAGCUACCUUCCUGGGACGUGGUGCUUGCAGAGCAGUGUAGAUUUAAAGCAUGCCUCGCACUUCCUCUUACGGCUUAACAUACUUCAUAAACCGAAUAUUAAGGUGCUUCCAUGUGAUUCUCUGUGAAGAGGACAUUCUUUUUUAAACCUGGUGCAUUUUGAUCUUCCUAACAGGAGAGAUUUGAUUGUAGGGACAUUGUUGAAGUUCCUCUCAGAGACUUACGGUGCUGAUGUGAUUCCUAUGUGCAGAAUGCGGCUGCGAAAGGCGACGUGAUGUUUGCGCAGAGUGGCGGCAUUUAAACAGUGACUCUGUUUACUAUUUUUUUUUAAAAUGAUGGUCGCCUCUCACCUGGCAGGCAUUUCUCCGUUUUGUUAAAGACUAUUUAUGAUUUUAUCCCUCUCAUGCCGUGUUUGUACAUAUGCAUAUUAAAAGCUUUUUCGCUAAUAAUGUUCAGAUAAUACAUCAAAUAUUUUUUUUGUCAUUUUUAAUAAAAUAAAUGA
Molecule: messenger RNA, 3725 nt
Organism: Salarias fasciatus (jewelled blenny)
Lineage: Eukaryota; Metazoa; Chordata; Actinopteri; Blenniiformes; Blenniidae
Gene: vit
Product: vitrin
Exons: 21
Coding region: 195-2621 (808 amino acids)
Biological process (GO): extracellular matrix organization; positive regulation of cell-substrate adhesion
Source: RefSeq, a predicted model, not a curated record